AUGACACAGCGAAGGAGUUGUCGGCUGAAAUGAUAAUUUUCAACUUCGACGUUUUCACGGGCUCCACAAUAUGACAGAAACAAUAAUGUCUUCGUCCCAACGAAGUCUCACCCCUAACCUGCUCCCAUUUUCUUAACCCUAUAUUUCCCAAAUUUCAAGCGCGUGAUCCCUCACAAUUUCUCCAUUGAAAACCCUUGUUCUCCCCCAAUCCAAUCAGACCUCCCGAUCCCCACCUUCCCUUUCCACAUGGCUCUCUCUCGCGCCCAACCCGACUCAUCGGACGCCGCAAUCCACUGCACUUUCGGCUCCCGAUACGUCCGCACCGCUCUCCCCAGGUUUCGGAUGCCGGAGCAAUCGAUACCGAAAGAGGCGGCUUAUCAGAUCAUUCAUGAUGAGUUGAUGCUUGAUGGGAAUCCGAGAUUGAAUCUGGCGUCCUUCGUCACGACGUGGAUGGAGCCGGAGUGCGACAAGCUCAUCAUGGCUUCCAUCAACAAGAACUAUGUGGACAUGGAUGAGUACCCAGUUACCACUGAGCUCCAGGUGAUUCAUUUAUUAGUUUCCAUCUUACCUAAUCGCUAUAUCGAUUCAUGGAUUUUAUUUAGGUUUUGAGAAGCAAUCGUGAGAAAUUAAUGUAAGAUUACGGAGAUUAUUUAGUUAAAAUCAUAAAUUUAAGCCAUGGAUUUUAUAUGUAAAGAAGAUUGUAAGAUAAUCGAGAGCAGGUGCAGAAAAAAAAUGAGUUUGAUUAA
This is a messenger RNA of Phalaenopsis equestris, 746 nucleotides long. RefSeq names its product glutamate decarboxylase 1-like. Gene Ontology annotation, biological process: L-glutamate catabolic process. The transcript is spliced from 2 exons. Lineage: Eukaryota; Viridiplantae; Streptophyta; Magnoliopsida; Asparagales; Orchidaceae. Gene Ontology annotation, cellular component: cytosol. Bases 247 to 609 code for a protein of 120 amino acids. The record is from RefSeq and is a predicted model, not a curated record. Gene Ontology annotation, molecular function: pyridoxal phosphate binding; glutamate decarboxylase activity.